Molecule: messenger RNA, 571 nt
Organism: Suillus subaureus
Lineage: Eukaryota; Fungi; Basidiomycota; Agaricomycetes; Boletales; Suillaceae
Exons: 1
Source: RefSeq, a predicted model, not a curated record
UCCCUCGUAAACUGCGAGAUCGCUCGAGACACAGAUGCGGGCCACGCACAAUUUGCCGCAUACAUCACGAGCAAGACGGUCUCUCACCUGAACGAUGCGGUGCAGCAUUUUCAGUUGGUUCUAGACCAGUGUCCCGUCAGCCAUCCCGACCACGCAGCAGCCCUCACCAACCUUGCGUAUGCGCGCCUUCAGGGGUAUAUUCGCACGAUUUGAAGAUAUUGAUACCCCCACUUCGCUGUUCCGCGAGGUCCUUGCAUUGCGUCCGCAGUGCCAUCCGGAUCAUCCAUUAUCUCUAUAUAAUCUCACCGAAGCGCUGACUUGGCGCCACAACAAGAAAAGUACUGCUGCCGCGAUUUGCGAAUCCGCCAAACUCUAUCAUGAGCUACUGCCUCUCUGUCCAGAGGGCACCACCUUCGUAGCAUCGCAGGGGCAAAUGGUGUCGAUUAUGUGAUCAACAGAUGCAACAAUCUUCCGAUAGACACAUCUGAUGAAGGCAUCCACCUUCGACGAGUGGUCGUCGAGCUCUGUCCUCUGGGCCAUCAACACCGUCCCAGAGCACUUUACAAGCUUG